GUGGGGAGAAGGGUGGUCCAUCAGGGGGAUGCCGAGGGCCCACAUCCAUGCAGCUGUGUGGAGGCGUUAGCUCUGGCAGCUAUUCCCAUCUCUCUCGGGAGUUUCAUUUCAGCUUUCCCUUUGUCUGCGGCCGGCCUGUUCCGUGCAGGGGACUUUCUGAUAAUGUGGAACCAAAAAACAACCCCUUUCCCCCCCCCCCUAAAGCAGAACACAAGAGGCAGAACAGAUUGAAGAGGACGAAGGAGAAGACGGUGGAGAAACAGAAGAACUGAAGUGUCAAGUCGACUCUAGAGGAAAAGCAGAUGGCUGCUGUGGUUGCCGGUCUGGCUCGGCUCCUACAGCCAGCCAUGAUGUUCCCUGGAGGUGAGCCUGGCUGCCGAGACCUGGCCCCCUGGUAUCUCCUUCUGGGGCUACGGCUGGUGGCCCUUUUCAUCGCCGACGGGCCCUGGUCCUCUCCCAGCCCUGACCUGGUCUGCAACUGGACCUCGGUGGAGGCGGACAGUCGGCCUUUCUGCAGCGCACUGUGCUUCAACCGCCACUUUCCUGCUCCCGUCUCCUCGGCGUGGGGUUUUGCCUUUUUGGCUGCCCUGCUCCCAGUGGGGCUAAUGGGGCUCAUAAGGACUGGAUCCAAGCACAGGAGAAAGGCGGCAAAGGAAGGAGAUGAGGAGCUCACUGACAUCACUAGUGUGAGCCACGACAUGGCCGCCGGAUCCAGCAUGGCUCCCGGAACGAUUCCUUUGCCCAAAAUGGUUCCGUCGGAAUCCAAGAUGUCCCCCCGUUGUACCUGGCCCUCAGCGGCCUUCGUUUUCUGCGUGUUUCUCCUCAUGGCCACGGAGCUGGGCUUCUUCUGGGUUGUGAUAUUUUUGCAGAUCCCAUCAGUGCUUCGCACAACCUUCUUAUGCCUUCCAGGAGCACACUCCUGCCCUGAGGCACUCGAAUGUGCCCUGGCAGGCCAAGCCGACAAGCACAUGGCACUGUGGACGUUGGCUUUCACAGCUGUUGUCAACAUGGCGGCUUGCCUGGCCUACCUUCUCCUGACUCUAGGGAGGGCUUUCCGAUGCCACAGAGGAAAAUAACACAGCCAAAGAUGAGUGCAGGGCCAGCCCACCCAUGAGGCAAGGUGAGGCGACCGCCUCAUACAGCAGGAUCCACAGGGGCAGCGGGUCCCAAUGCAGUUCUUUAUUCCCCCAUGUUCCUGAGGUAGAUCUUCACUCAUUUUCCCCUGGUGGGGAUGUGGCAAAAUUUAUUGAGCUGGCCCUGGAGAAGAGAAUGCAAGAAAGUGGACUGUGAAGGAGACCAAUGACAUAUUCCGUAACUGCCCAUCCACAUGGAUUAUUAACACGUCGGGGAACUUUUAUCAGCAUUUUAGCCUGAAUUUCUACCAGUAAACAUACAUUUGUAUGCAGUUUUGACUUAUGCACAUGUUUUUGCAAGGUCAUCAUGCAUACAGUAUUUGUAUGCCGUUUUUACUAACAUGUUCGUUUUUGUAAUGCAUUUUGGUAACCAUUUGUUUACUACAUCCUAAAAUAUGGACGGUGUGAAUUUCAAAAGUUGGCUGUCUUUCACUUCUCAUGUUGUUACGGAAAGCGUGCAUUUCAUAGGCUUGCCUUUAAAUCUGAAUAUAAUUUCCCCCCCAUCCUUAGUGGUGGACAGCAACCAGGAGAGCUUUAAAAGAGAGGCUUAAGACAAAUGCAUGCGGGGUAAAGCUAUCAGCAUCUUACAGCUACAAUGACUAUGUUCUCCUUCCAGCCUCUGUGGCAGGGAUGUCUCUGAAUGCCAGUUGCUGCGAAUCGCAAGUGAGGAGAGUUGCUCUUGUCUUGCACGCAGGUCCUGCUUUCAGGCUUCUGACAGAUGUCUAGUCGGCCGCUGUAAGCAAAUGAUGCUAGUCUAGACGGGUCGCUGGCCUGAGCCAGCAGGCUCUUCCUAUUUUAUUAUCUCUCUCUGUGUGUCUGGGGUCUCCCCCAGACACACACGGCCCAUUUUGAAGUCAACUGUUGUAUUUCGUACCUGAUAAUUUUUCUUAGCUGUAUCAUAUUUGCUGCUUGCAUUGGCAUGUCAGUAAACCAUUUUUGUUUAUCUUUC
Podarcis muralis (Common wall lizard) is the source of this 2082-nucleotide messenger RNA. RefSeq lists its product as uncharacterized. The record is from RefSeq and is a predicted model, not a curated record. NCBI's taxonomy places the organism in Eukaryota, Metazoa, Chordata, Lepidosauria, Squamata, Lacertidae.